AUGCCUCACAAACACAAGAGACGCGGCGAAGCCGAUUCAGAGCACUUCAAUCUCCCACCCUCAGAGAUCGCAAAAGCACUUCCAGUCCGCGAUACAGCCAAGCCCAAGCUAGGCAAGAACGGCAAAAAACUCGCGAACAAGAAAGACCAAAACCAGAGCGCCAAUAAAGCACCCACCCACCGCCUCAAGAAUGUCACCGAAGACGACACCCCGAAAGCGUUCCGCCGCCUAAUGCUAUACCAGCAGACAGGUCGACGAGCUCCCUCAGGACUAGAGACUGGCGAGCGGAAGCGCAAGCGCAAUGCCACAGACGACGAAACAACGUCAUCAAAGAAGUCCGCACCGGCAGCGGAGACGCAAAAAACUAAAGCCGCUGCUAAGGAGAAGGCCGAAACGCCCAAGAUCAUGCCUGGCGAGCGUCUGGCUGAGUUUGUGGCGCGCGUUGACCGCGAAAUGCCAUUGUCGCAGAUGACCAAGAGUGUCAAGUCUGGCGAUGCCAAGAACAAGGAGCAGCACAAGCGGACGAAGCAUGAGAAGCAUCUGCUGCGACUGCAGAAGGGGUGGCGUGAGGAUGAUGCGAAGAUUCGGGAGAAAGAGCAGGAGGAGCGAGAAGAGCGGGAGUUUGAGAUGGAGGAUGAGUUGCGCCAGUGGAAGGAAUGGGAGAUUGAGGCUGCUGGAGGGAAGAAGAAGGCUGCGAAGAAAAACAAGAAGAAGGGAUCAAAUGCUAAUGGGGGUUAUGACAGCGGGGACGAUGAUCCUGAUCCUUGGGCGAAGCUGAAGAAGCGUGACCAGGAACGGAAGAAGAAUCCAUUGGAGGUUGCUCAGGCGCCGCCUCAAUUGGUUAAACCCAGGGAGAUCUUUAAGGUGCGCGGCGGAGCUAAGGUUGAUGUUGCCAAUAUCCCUGCUGCGGUUGGAAGUUUGAGACGCCGUGAGGAGUUGGCUGGUGAGCGGAGGAAUAUUGUUGAGGAAUAUCGGAAGUUGAUGGCUGCCAAGCGCCAGUAG
Messenger RNA from Penicillium coprophilum, 1002 nucleotides. RefSeq lists its product as uncharacterized. The coding region runs from base 1 to 1002 and encodes 333 amino acids. Lineage: Eukaryota; Fungi; Ascomycota; Eurotiomycetes; Eurotiales; Aspergillaceae. The record is from RefSeq and is a predicted model, not a curated record. The transcript has 2 exons.